UUAGGUGUCAGAAGGGUUGGCAGAAAGCCUGAGCAGCAGCAGUCUCAAGGUGAAGGAAAACCUGGUGAAAGGAGGCCAGACAGAAGACCACCACCUCGUGAACGACGCUUUGAUAGACCUGUUGAAGAAAAAGCUGACGGGGGUGAAUUCUCCUCUGAAAGGCCUGUUGAUCGUGACAGACCACUGCGUGGACGUGGAAGAGGUCGUGGCCGUGGGCGUGGCCUGGGAAGGAGUGAUGGUUUUGACUCCCGUGGAAAACGUGAAUUUGACAGGCAUAGUGGAAGCGACCGAUCUGGCCUGAAACCAGAAGACAAACGGGGUGGCAGUGGAUCACACAACUGGGGAACAGUAAAAGAUGAACUUGGUGAACUUGAUCAGUCUGCUGUUACUGAAGAGGCACCUGAGGGAGAUGAGCAACAAGUAGUUGACUCUGAGAACAAGGAAAAUGAAGUAGAAGAGGUUAAAGAAGAAGGUCCGAAGGAAAUGACCCUGGAUGAGUGGAAAGCCAUGCAAGAUAAAGAACGAGCAAAAGCUGAGUUUAAUAUCCGCAAGCCUAAUGAGGGUUGUGACAGCAGUCAGUGGAAGAAGGGUUUUGUUUUGCGCAAACCUAAAACUGAAGAGAAACGUUUUGAAAGCGAGGCAGAUGUCCAUCACUUGGAAUAUACGGUCUCUGCUGAUGAAUCUGUUUUGGAACAUCACUUCCGCAAACCAGCAAAUGAUAUAACUUCCCAGCUGGAAAUCAAUUUUGGUGAUUUGGGCCGCCCUGGCCGUGGCGGCAGAGGGGGGCGAGGUGGCCGUGGACGUGGUGGCGGCAGGAGCAUCCGUGGAAUGAGGCCUGACAAGUCAAGCAUCACCGUUCCAAAUGUUGAUGAUCCAGAAGCUUUUCCAGCCCUGGCCUAAGUGGAUGUUGUCAGCCUGGCCUGAAGUCCUCGGGGAGGGGGGCCCCUCAAUGAGGCUUGCAUGCUUAAGGAACCUGUCUCAACUAUAUUAACGGAAAAAAAAGGAAAAAAAGAACUGUCAUCCAUGCUGUUCAUACCUACGAACUGUCCACUGGAAUUGUUGAAAUGGACUUCUCUUGCUACACAGAAGCAACAAAUGUUGGUAGCUGGUUUUAUAUCCACAAACAAAGUAAAUGGUAGCAGAGGGAAAAAAGCUGUUUUCAUAAUAAAUUUUCAGAAAUUA
Molecule: messenger RNA, 1182 nt
Organism: Rhincodon typus (whale shark)
Lineage: Eukaryota; Metazoa; Chordata; Chondrichthyes; Orectolobiformes; Rhincodontidae
Product: plasminogen activator inhibitor 1 RNA-binding protein-like
Exons: 8
Cellular component (GO): cytoplasm; nucleus
Molecular function (GO): mRNA 3'-UTR binding
Source: RefSeq, a predicted model, not a curated record